Penaeus chinensis is the source of this 4245-nucleotide messenger RNA. Its product is annotated as PR domain zinc finger protein 1-like. The record is from RefSeq and is a predicted model, not a curated record. Gene Ontology annotation, biological process: cell fate commitment; regulation of transcription by RNA polymerase II. The coding region runs from base 474 to 3689 and encodes 1071 amino acids. Gene Ontology annotation, cellular component: cytoplasm; nucleus. Gene Ontology annotation, molecular function: DNA-binding transcription repressor activity, RNA polymerase II-specific; RNA polymerase II cis-regulatory region sequence-specific DNA binding; histone deacetylase binding. The transcript has 11 exons. NCBI's taxonomy places the organism in Eukaryota, Metazoa, Arthropoda, Malacostraca, Decapoda, Penaeidae.
CGUGAGGAGCACGCGGCCCUUGGCGAGGCGGUAUGCAGCGCUCGCGGUUCUGAAGGCGGACAGUGAGCGUUGUCCUGGAAAAGGGAAGCGACUGCUGCUGCGUGAGGCAUAAAGUUAUAGGUUGACGAGAUGUGAACGAUUUCCUCCGGGAGAUGUGCGCGGAAGGAAGGUGUUUCUCUUGGUGAUCCAUGUUUUAUUAUGUAAGGAUCCAUGAAAAUGAUCAAGUGGAAAGUGAAGUUUCGUGCGACAGCAAAGUUUACUGAUGUUCCCUGGAAGAUUGCUGAUGAAAGACGAGAUGAUUUUGAAAACAUCUUCCGCUGUUGUGAACGAUAAAGCACUAAAUGCGAAAUUAACUAACAUUCUGUUCUGAUAAUCAGCACACGAUUUACUCGCAAAGUUUUGUUUAAUUGUCUGACACCAGACAGAAGCAUUCUCCAGGCAUGUGUGAUUGUCAGAUCUAAACCGAAUACGAAAUGCCUGCCACAAUGAGUGGAGACUGGGACAUCGAAGCCAUCAAGGAGGAGGAGUGGGAGGAGCGCGCUGUGUACCUGGUGCCGGACACACCCACGGAGGAGGCCUGCGAGAACCAUGCCACGCUGUCCCUCCCGAGGAACCUCGUCCUCAAGCCUUCGCAGACGCUCUCCGAUGUUAUGGGCAUCUGGAGCACCGACUACAUACCUCGGGGCACUCGCUUCGGGCCGCUCGUCGGUAAAUGUUAUGCCAAGGAUGAGGUGCCCAAGACAGCUAAUCGGAAAUACUUCUGGAGGGUGGAUCUUGGCGUUGGGAAACGAUUUCAGGUGUAUAAAGAAAAUGAGCUGUACUACUACAUAGACGGCUACGACACAACCAGAGCCAACUGGAUGCGCUACGUGAACCCUGCGUACUCGUCGGAGGCGCAGAACCUCAUCGCCUGCCAGUAUAAGACAAACAUUUACUUCUACACGAUCAAGCCAAUCUUGCCCAACCAGGAGCUCCUCGUGUGGUACUGCAAGGAGUUCGCCACGAGACUCAACUACCCCCUCACGGGCGAGCUGAUGCUGCAGAAGAUCCGUCAGCAGGUCAACGAGGUGGAGGUGAAGCAGGAGCAGGACGCCACAGUGGAGACGAGCCCUUCGACGUCCCCCGUGGGCUCGACGUCCUCGGGCUCACCCCCCGCCGCCUCUCCUACGCAGUUCGAGGCCGCUAAUGGCCAGCUGACGCCCACAGAGGGGUCAGUGAGAUCGGAUGAGGGUUACCAUAGCAACGGCUACCACGAUGACUUCAACCUGCCGGAGGAUUCGUCGGAUUCGGAGAAUGAUAAUAACUAUGUCCUCGACUUCAGCAAGAAGAAAAGGAAAGAGUCGCCGACGGAGGACGAGGAGGCAGAGCUCCGAAACGAGUACAGGAAGGUCAAGAUCAAGAUGUCUCGGGCGUAUCACUACCGCUCCAAGUCCACGGGCUCAGAUUCCUCGGAGAAGGACAAGUCCGUGUCACCUCCACUCGAGCGCCCGCAGGCCCCGCCGGAACCUGCGGUGGUGCCCAGCGCGGAGUCUCUUCCGCAGACCCUCCCUCAGGUGAUCGUGAAGCCGCCCUCCGCCCCGACAGUGAAGAAGGAGGCGCACGCCUCGCCCUCUACCCAUAGGUCGCCCCCUUACCUUCCCCCGUCACACUACCCCUCUUUUAGCGAGCAGACCCCCCGGGUCGACUCAGUGAUGGAGAAGGAGCAGCGGCCCGAGAGCACGCAGGAAAUGCCCGAGCCUGCCCGGAGAUACCCCGUGCUGGAUCAGCCGGGGCACCGCGCCUCGGAAUUGAGUCGUGCCCCGGAAGCGCCCCGGCCAGACACUCGCACGGCCCCAGUAUUGCCAGACUCCCGGAUGCCAAUGAUGCCAGAUACAAGGCUGCCCAGCGUGACAAUCACCAAACAACAAGUGUCGCCAGACACCAGGCAGCCAAGUAUGCCUGACACUCGAAUGGGUCUGCCUGCAGGAGUCCGACUGCCUCUUCCUCAUGAGUCCCGCCUCGCCCCCAGCCGUCUGCCGCUGCCUUCCAUGACGCGCCUGCCGGGCCUGCCGCCCUCCGUGGUCGCCAUGCCCGUACGCAUGCCAACCCUUCCGCCUCAGGACCCUCGCAUCACUGUGGCGCCCGACACGCGCCUCCCGGUGCCGCCCGACACGCCCCACGCUGUUCAGCCUGACACUCGCCACCCAGGACCUCAGGAGAGCCGCAGCUCGGGACCACCGGAGCCCCGACACCCCCUUCAGGAUGCACGCCACCCGGCGCCCCCCGACACGAGGCUCCCCGUCCCUCCCGACACGCAGCUGGGAUCCUCUCGCCCCACGGGCUCGAUUCUGGAGAACAUCCUUUUGCGUCGUCUCGGAGGCAAGGACGAGGCGGACACGACUCACCCACCCUCCGGCGUGCACCGUGACCUCAAGGAGCCGGUCCACAUUGCCCUCCCGAGCGACGCUCACUAUAAGCCCGACAGUGCCUCGGGUAACUCCGGUCCUUCGCAGGACUUCCCCUAUAAGCGGGCCUACUACGGCUCCGACUCCAGCCAGCAGAUCUCCCCCGAUUCCUCGUCAGCGCACUCGAAGCCAGCCUCCGCCUGCUACACCUCCCCUCAGCCCAACACUCAGGUGUCGUAUGCCGUCCAACAGCCCGUCAACAGCGCCAUAUACCGGACACCUGUGUCGCAAAUGUUCUCCAACGCCCACUUCAACAUGUACUCCUACAACAGCUAUAACGGCACCAGUGGCAACGGGUUCCCCCCUGCGAGCCAGGCCUCCAUGCCCAUGGACCAUCGCCUCACCAUCUCCAUCCCAACCACCGCGACGGGCCAGUCUCCGGCCUCCAGCAACUCGUCCCACUCCUCGCAGGGCUCGCCGUCGUCGCAGGGCUCGACCUCGCCCAACGCGGGAAAUAAUAGAGGCUACCGCUCCCUUCCUUACCCCCUGCAGAAAAAGGAUGGCAAAAUGCACUACGAAUGCAACGUUUGCUUUAAGACCUUCGGCCAGCUGUCAAAUCUGAAGGUUCACCUCAGAACACACUCCGGGGAACGGCCUUUCAAGUGCAACGUGUGCAUCAAGAGCUUCACCCAGCUGGCUCAUCUGCAGAAGCACCACCUGGUCCACACCGGAGAGAAGCCGCACCAGUGCGACAUCUGCAAGAAGAGGUUUAGCUCCACCUCGAACUUGAAAACACACAUGAGGCUACACUCAGGUCAGAAGCCCUACGCCUGCGACCUGUGCCCCGCCAAGUUCACUCAGUUCGUCCAUCUCAAACUGCACAAGAGAUUGCACACCAACGAGCGACCGUACACUUGUAACACCUGCAACAAGAAGUACAUCAGUGCGUCAGGUUUAAGGACGCACUGGAAGACGACGAGUUGCAAGCCCUCGAGCCCCGAGGAGGAGCUGGCGGCAGAGCGGUCCCCGACGGGGUCGUCGUCAGGCUAUGAUUACUGCCCAUCCAUCGCUUCCGGGAGCAGCCUGGACACGAUAGACAACAACAGCCUCGACGGCAUGUCCCACGCGUCCCCCCGCCACGACUCCCUGCACGACAGCGUGGACUAUGACCCCAUCAUCCCAGACGACCUCAUCAAACACUCGCAGGAGGAAUUCAAGAACUACAGCUCAGAAAUCAAGUGCGAGACGGACACUAGACCCUCUGUGAUUGAAACCUCAGCUCACCACGCGAUCGAGUGCACGUAAAGAAAACCCUGUGAUACCUUUAAAAAGAGUGCGAACUAUUCUUCCCUACCGAGGAGAAGGAUCAGUGUGGGGGUGAAAUCUCAUGGAAAACAAUUGGCAAUAUUUGCCGUCUAGUGUGUGCUUCAAACUGAGAUUCUUGUCAUUUACUCGUGACUCUAUUUAGAUUAUAUAUAUAUAUAUAUAUAUAUAUAUAUAUAUAUAUAUAUAUAUAUAUAUAUAAUUUUCGUGAUGAGGGAACUGGCAAAUGUGUAUAUUUUAUUCUGAUCUUAAGAUAUAUUUUGUUGUGUGACUCGAGUGACGUGAAAGUGGGGUAAUAGUUUACAGAGUGAUUAAUAGAAUUUCGUGACGUGACUGACCACUUUACACAACCAAUGACAAGACUUUGGUUCUUUUACUUUCAUGAAUGGGAUUUUCAACCUUCGUCUGACUUCUCUCAUUUCUUUAAGAAUCAAAAGCAUACUACCUACCUAAACUUUCAUAUCCAUUAUCGGCAUUAUAUUAAUUAGAUAGUUGUUCUCCUCGAUUUCAGGUGGCAUUCAUACCAUUAAAAUGAUAA